Messenger RNA from Schistocerca piceifrons (Central American locust), 8552 nucleotides. RefSeq names its product connector enhancer of kinase suppressor of ras 2 (gene cnk). Lineage: Eukaryota; Metazoa; Arthropoda; Insecta; Orthoptera; Acrididae. The record is from RefSeq and is a predicted model, not a curated record. The coding region runs from base 294 to 3773 and encodes 1159 amino acids. The transcript has 17 exons. Gene Ontology annotation, molecular function: protein binding.
AAUAUCUUUGAUGGGUUACGCCUAUCAUUGAUUGGUGCUGUUUCGCUUUCAUCAGAGGUGCAAGUGUAUUGUGGAUUUGGAGUAUGGGAGUAAAUACUUUUUAUGUGGGUGUUGAUGAGGAUAACACGUUCACUCUUAAUGAUAUUCAAGUGCAACGACAGCGAAAGUAAAGGAAGUGAGAUGUUUGUACUGCGAAUUAGGCUAUACUUGUUUUUAGGUAGCUUUCACGGUAGGUGCCUAUGUGCAGCAGAAAAUCACAAAAAAAUACAAAUUGAUAGGAAUGGUUUCGUGAGAUGGCAUACGUCAACGUAGCGGAAUGGAAACCUGAGCAAGUAACAGAAUGGUUGAAAGGACUCGACAACGCAGUUUUACCGUAUAUCCAUUCCUUUCUGAACAAUGAAGUGAGCGGGCAGCAGCUAUUGAACCUGAGACCAGACGAUCUUGACCACUUGGGUGUACACAAACUUGGUCACCAGGAACUUAUUUUGGAAGCUGUCGAACAUUUAAGAGAUUUUCACUAUGAACUGGACAGAGAAAACUUGCAGUUGCUUGCACUGCGUUUGUCCUGCUCUGCUAACAGCCUAUACAAGGAACUAUUGCAGAAUACUGUCUCACUUCCAGUCAGUACUCAGACACUGGCAGAUGUAGCCAAUGUAAUUAGUGCUGUGAAGCCACUUGUUUGCUGGCUUGACAGGUCGCCAUUUACAGGACAGCUUGAGUAUCAUGAACGCAAGGUUUCAUUGCUACGACUAAGUUUAAAGAUAGCUACAUGUGCCCAUCUUGAUCGGUUUGCUGAAAGACCUAUAGAAGAGAUUCGCUCUUCAUGUCAGGAACUAGGAAAAUUGGCUGAUGGGAUAAUACAAGAUAUUGUGGAUCCAUUAGUUCUUCAACCAGCAUCACUUGACCUUGCCACCCUGAGGAAAAGGCCUGGUGAUGACCUUGGCUUUUUCCUGGUGCCUUCUUUUCAUGGUAUUCAUCAAAUAGGCGAGAUUAAAUUUAGCUCACCUGCACAUCAAUGUGGAAAGAUUGAGGAAGGUGAUGAAGUAGUUCAGGUCAACUAUCAGACUGUGGUAGGGUGGCAAGCAAAAAAAGUCAUGAUACUGUUCGAAGAGAGCCCUACAGAUGUAUUUUUGACUCUGAAGAAGCGCCCUCGGCAUACGAAAGUAUAUGGGCAAAUUUAUAUGAAGCCUUACAGAUUGCCAAGUAAAAAACGUGCUGCACCAUAUUCUCGCUGGAAUGAUAAUUUGCCAUCACCAAGACCUGAGCUGCUUACAAUUCCAGAUUUUGAAAUGCCAUUGCCGAGAUCUUCACCAAAGCAACAGUCUAGAGAAGCAGAGGAACAGCCAGAAGCUGGGUUGGAUUCUGAUGUGGAUGAGGAUGAUGAUGACGACGAUGAUGAAACUUUUCUACCUGGCUCUGCUGAUGACGAUGGUGGACAGGCAUCACCGACAUCUGCUAGACUGUAUUUGCCAAAACAAAGGUCAUCUGUACAAAGAAGAGCUACUGUUACUGGGGCAAGUCCUACAAGCAAGAGGUCACCAGUGAAAUUAGAGGAGCUGCUUCGUGGUCUUCCACAAGAAGGACGCGUUCUGCGAGACAAAUCAGCAAGUGUUGGCCAUGGGUUGUCAUCUGGAUCAUCUCGUCCAGCAACAUGCCUUGGUAUAGAAGGCCGUAAGUCAGGAACACGGGGGAUCCUGGAUAAGAGUCACAGUACUCCUGCAUAUGAUCUGACAGACUCAAGAAGUGUUGUCGUGAGGGAUGCUGCUAUUGUUGACAGUGGACCUCCAGACAUCACAGUGAUCCAGGCAGUCAACUUACCUCUUGUACAGGCAAAUGUUUCUAUGGAUGUUCAGAACAGAUCGGAAAUGUCAGAAGUAGGAAACAGCACCAUACCUUCAUCUUCUGCCGCUGUCACUGUGGAGCAUACCACAGCUAAUGCAAGAGACAUCAUUCCUCUUCCUCCAGGUGCUCAGUCUGUACCUUCAAGCAGUAAUACCGAAAGAACACAGACACUUCCACUGCAAAAUACUCACUCUUCAAAUACACCAUCUGAACCAGCACCUCCAACAAAGCCCCGUAUACCUCUGCCCGUGCUUAGUCCGAGAACACAGAAAAAGAGGAAUUUGUUGUUGUCAAGACGUCGCAACAUACCUGCAGCUGAGGCUACUGUGGGUGCUGAAAAAUCAGGAUGGCUGGUGCGUCGGUGCCGGCAAGGAGGUGCUGGUGCUGCAUGGGUGCGGGCUUGGUGUGUGCUCCGAACACCGGUCUUUUACGGCUUCCGUUCACGUGAAGCAGCACAUGCGGAUAUCAUGGUGUCAUUACCAGGGUUUACUGCAGCACCUGCUACAGAAGUUAAAUCGAAGAGCUUUGCUUUCAAGAUAUACCAUACAGGUACUGUGUUUUACUUUGCAGUGGAGUCAGAAGAUGAGUUAACAGGCUGGUUGGACUGCAUAAGUGCUGCCACAGUUGUCAAUGAUUCAUCGCAGGAACCGGAAGUUGUCUUUAGUGAAACAGAAGAAGAAGAUCCACUGACACCGCUACCAAUGGACCAGGACAGCAAUCACUCCAGUCCCAAAUCUCGAAGAUUUGCUGCAUGGCUUGGAGGAUCCAGUCAGCCUGGAUCACCGCAGAAUGCCAUUACAACUUCCUCAACUGGAGAAGAUUCAGGAAAAAUUAGUGCCGAGUCAAGAAAAUUUGGUUCACUGAAAAAAGCAUCCAGCAAUAAGAUUGCCAGUACUGCUGCAAAUGAAUCAUCACCAAAUCCAUCGUCUAGCCUUGAUCGGAAAUAUCUUCGCUUUCUUGGAGCACCACCACAGCCUGUUCCAACAGCACGAUUCAGAAGUUACCGACGUGUAGUUCCUGCAGCACCACAGCGACGACCUGUCACUAGUCAAGCAGGCCAUGCUCUUAGUGACUCUCCUGUCCGACCCCCACAACUUCACUCAAGCAAUCCAUCAUUACCAGCAUUACCUCCUGACAUGGCAGAUUAUCGGUUGGCUGCAGAUUUGCUGCGAGAGUUUGGUCGUGGCCGUCAGGAUACUUCAGGAUUUGUCACCCUUGAGGAGUUCAUGUUGUCACGGCAAGAAGAGGAUAGGAGAGCACUUCGUGGGAGCCACAACUCGGAGCGUGAACGGUCUGAACACACCCAACAACCUUCACUGACAUCAACAGGUAGCAGUAGGCAGUGUGGAUCUUCUAGUCGGAAUUUAUCAGCCACGCCUGAGCCAGCUGAAAGAAACAGUAGCCAAACAUCACAACUAGCUUUGAACAUAAGUACAAACAAUUCACGUCUGUGCUUCCCAAACAACAGGGAAGAUGGAUCAAACCAGCGUGACAGAAAUGGCCAUUCUGAGAGAAUUCGACUAACAUCAAUGAGACAAGGAGGAAGUGAAAGUAGUGUUGGCAAGUCACAGCCAAGACCUCCUUUGAAGCCUGCGGCACAGUACCAGCCGCCACCAGCAGCAGUGGCAGCUGCAUCCACCCUUGCGCCAGGCUUUGAGAUGCACUUAGGUGAAAAGACACCGGAACAGCGGCGGCGUGUUGCAGAUAUCAGCCCCCCUCUUUCUUCAGCAACAGCAGCAGUGCCAGAUCCAGGAAAGCCUACAAUGGGGAUCUCGAUGCUUGGCAAAAAGCCGGGCCGCCGUGUGCCCCCCUCUCCCACUCCUGACUACCCUGGUCUAGAGUAUCCCCCUGUGUUCGAGCCUGAGACGUAUACGCUGAGCGACGCUAGCAGCCUGGCUCGCUCCCGUGCCAGGCAGCGUCCCCCCAAGUGAGAUUCCCUCCUACACCCCAUUUAUUUGCACCAGUCAACUGUGGUACAAAUCUGAACUAGCAUUCCUUGUGUAGACAUAUCAAAUUGGUCAGUCACCUUUAACGGGUGGGCACUUUAAUUUACUUAAUGAUGAAACUGGGCUGUACUAUUCCAACAAAUUGUGAUAGGUGUGACAUAUUUAAAAAAUGUCAUGGGACUAGGUGUCGUACAAUUUGUUUGUGCAUGUUGCAUGCUUAUUCAGCUGCUUCUGGACUUUUGCCUGACAUCCAAUUGAAUAAUUUUAUUGCUGAGAAUGAAGUAAUUAUGCACUUUCUUAUAAUACUCCAAAACACGUCCUCAGUAAAAUUUCUGUAAGAUGACUCACUUGAUUUACAAGAUUUUAAUGACUGUAAUUUUGCUUAAUAUUCAAGACUGGCAAAGGUGGUGAUACACCCAUAUAUUAUAUAUAAAGAACAAUGUAAUUUUCUUACUUGGUCAGAAUUUUCUGUUAUGUAUUUGUAGUUGUGGAGAUACAGGGUACAGUUACACCUCAGUCUGGGAGAACUGAAUUUCUGAUAAUUAUUGCUAUCUUUGUAUACAAAGAGUAAUUUAUGUGAAACUGUGUAGUGAUAUUUUGGCUACAUGUCUUACGUUGACUAUUUAAAUCAAAUAGUUUAUUGUACUUGUUGAGACAUAGUUGUUAUACAAACACAGCACUGCCCCACCAUUUUUAUCUGUAAAUGUUUCAGUGUAACAAUACUGGUACAGUAAAAGCAGAAGUUUGUAGUUUGAGAAGAGAGACGCAGAUACGAUCAGCAUAAACUAUACACAAGUAGCAUAGUCCUGGCAAGAAAAAUGAUCAGUCAGACUGACAGAAUUCCCAAACACACUAAAAAUGGAAUGGAGAUGAUUCCUUCAAUAAAAAUCUAAAGACUGGCAAAGUAUGAACACAUUAAUGUGAGAAUUAUCUAAAUAUAAAUUGUUGGGUCAGAAACUAGAAAUGUGGAGUGCUGCAUCAUAUCAGAUUGAGGCUGUUCCCAUCAUUUGUGGUAAAAUAAAACUGUCCAUUGGCAAGUUUCAGAGUAUAAGAUGAAUGCAGAUUAAAAGAUGAAUUUCCAGUGUAACUAAAUAAAAUGUGAGGAGGAGGAAUGGGUUGUACUUAGGUUUAGGGUUGCAAAGCAAGAAACUGGGACAUGUACAGCUAAACAGUGGCAUCAGAAUUUGUCAUUUCUCUGUACAGUGUGAUCUGUAGUAUAUUAAGCACAGUUAUUUUGUGAAUUCUAAUGAUUGUAUGGUAUAAAUUAUUGUUGGACGAAACAAAGAGAGCCCUACUUCAUCACAAGUAAUGAAUCUCCAUUGCUUGACUGUCAUAUGUGUCUCUUGUCUUUCAAUUCAUUUUGUGAUAAUGUAUCAGCAUACUUUUGUGCCAAUGAGCACAUUAUCUUUUGACAACUAAAUUUUCUGUAGCAGCUUUGAACAAUUUAGUCUGUUCAAAUUCUAGAAAUUUCAUUGAAUAAAUGAACUCUUUAAAGUUUUACUGCACAUAUAAAUCUGCUUGGACACAAAAGUUGAAUUUCAACAAGUAUGCCUGUUACCAUCAUAAAUGAAACAUUUGGACAUCGUGCCUAUACUAAACAUUUCCACCAAUCUUACUGUCUCUUAUAUCGAGCAACUGUAUCAUUCACAAUACUCCACAAAUUAUAUGAUUGUUGAUCUCAAAGUCAUUAUGUAUAAAGAUGAAUAGUGGUAAAUGCAUGAAAGUUUAUACUCAGAUGGCACAUAUAACAAAAGGACUUUGUGCUGAGCUAUUUUGUAUAAAAAUAGAAGUCUUACUCAUAAAAUGUGUGCAAUAUCCCAAGAGAAAUUUUGAUAAAGAUGUAUUUGAAAUACAAAAUUAUCAUGCCACAAGGUUCCAUAUGCAUAAUAGUUUGCAAGUAGACAAAUGGCAGAUAAGUUGUACAAAAUUAGAUUUUGCGCCUCUUUCUGAACAUACUUAGUUUCAGUUAAUGAUUUUGAUACACAUUAUGAACUUGCCCACUUCCUCAGCACAGUUGAGGAUAAUUGAACUAAGGGUGCAAGUAAAUUAAGUUUAUUGCUACUUAUCUCAACCUCACAAACAGAAGUACUUAGACCAUCAUGUACUGAUGCAAUAUGGCUGUCACUUAGUUGUGUAUCAGUUCUUCUGCUGAAAAGUAAAUGGGUAUUAUAUUCAGGCCAGUGAAUAUUAUUGGAAACUUCUGCUUUUAUGAAUGUAGUUUUUACAAAUACUGUGGCUGAACACUUCUGUUAUAUCUCUAAAAAUCUGAGAGACAUUUAACAGUACUACAUCUAUUGUCAUGUUGAUGUGAAUUAAUUUCAUCAGGUUAUUCAGUUCAACAUAGAAACAGUAGAAACUGUAUGAUGGGGCAAUUGAAAUGUUCAUGUUGGUACUCUUACUGUUUGUCUUUUGUCAGGCUGCAGUAAUGAUUGAUUGCUUGCCUGAGAUGCUGAUCAUUAUAGCUCUGUAUAGCUCAUUUACAAGCUUUUAAAGCAGCUUUAAGCAUAGGACAGAUCACUGGAAGGUGUAGAUUCAGAAACUUAUGAAAAUUAUUGAAAAAGCUUCUAAAUACACAUUUUGUCUUGAGAUUAAUUUCAAUUUAGUGCAGGCUGAUCAAGAACAGUAAAUAAUAAGUCCCUGUUCUGUGAGAAGGUACCAAAGUAAAAUUUCAGGUAUUGGUGUAAAUAAUGGAAGACAUGGUUUUAAUUCCAUGCGAGUUAACUGCAAGCAAACAUGUUAGUACUGCACAAGGAGGUAUUCCUACCAGUUUUCAUUAUAACAUCAGUUAAAAUAUUUCAUAACAGAUCAGCAUCUCAGAAACCUCAGACAUUCAAUGUUACUUAUGUGAAACAUUCGCAUAUUUAUGUGAAACAUUUGCAGACAACUUUUUAUGAACAGUAAUGCUUUCCCAGAUAUAUAUGUUUGCUUGUUUAAGAAAAGGCUCCACAAUGAUGUCCAAAAUUGUCACACAUAUAUUACAGAUGAUGGAAGCAUUGAGCUUGCAAGUAUAAUAGAAUAAAUUUUUAGUACUGUAAGACAAAACUGAAUAUUUUUUGUUAGUCAGGAUGUAAGUUUAUUUUAUUGACAUUCAUCUUCUACAUUUAAAGAUCAACUUGUGCCAUAUUAAGAGAAAAGGGCACAAUGUGGUAUUGCAUCACAUUUAUCAUAUGUGCAGCAUUGCCCAGAUUAUAAAAACCUACACUUUGUUAUUUUUAUACAGAAUUAUAAUGUCAGCCUUAUAAAAUGAAAACAGUGAAGAAAUCCCACUUAAUGAGAAUAUCCUAGUGGAAUAUGCUCUAUGACAAAGGAAAAAUGUCUAAGCUAUGAUGGUUUCAGAAGGUCUUAGAUAACAAGUUUAUUGUGAAGCAGCACUUAAGCUGUAUCCUCUACACGAUUAAUAUUGCUCAGUGUUCUUGGGUGUUAGAACUUCAGUAAUUCCAAAGAAGAAUUAAAUAAGAAAAGUAGUGACGAAGAAAUUAAAAUGAAACUUUUUAAUAAAUGGUUUAUGCCUACUUUUGGUUUCUUUGCAAUUGGCCAUUUUCAUAGCACUAAAAGGUGUAGGUUCCUCAAAGAAAAAUAUAGCCCUGUUGUGCAGCUUCUUUCGUCUCACAAAGAAGUACCCCCCUUAAAAACUAAUAAUGUUUAAUAAAUUUACAAUAGGCCUACAGUAAAAUUAAGAGGGUUUUUCCUUUACUUUGUGCCAGAUUGCCAGCAAGUUUUAUUGUAGCUUUGCCAAAAUCAUUUUGCUUCCAUCAUUUGUGAUUUUGAAGUUAACUCACAUUAUGCUUUAGAAAUAAUUGAUAACAAUUAGCCUGUACAUUUCUAGCUGCCAUGUUGUAUGUUCUCUGGGAAAUGGAUUGUGGACAAAACAGUAUCUUCUAAACAUCAGGACAUCCUUGAUUAAAAUAUUCAUAAAACUGUAUUUUUUUUACUAACACAUGUCUCAACAAGAAGCACUAAGCAGAUUAAUCAAAAGCUUCAUUAUGUAACAGAUUUUUCAUUGGUUUAUAACGUUAUUUUUUACUGCUUGUUUGUCAGAUUUAACAUUUCUCACUUCCCUUACAUGAAAAAGAUUCACAUUAAAAUGCCAAUUAACGAGUAACAUUGGAUUUCUCCUAACCAAGAUAGAGGCUAACAUCACAAUGUAAAGGAACUUUUGGAUUUUACUUGCUACUCCAAAUACCUCCAGGAUCUCCUCCUAAUUUUCAUUGUCAAGAGCGGGUGCUGAUGACUGCACAGUUGAGUGCCCCAAAAACCAAUAAUCAUCAUCAUUGUCAAGAGAUCACAUCUUCUAAUAUGUAUCCAGUGGAAGCCUGUCUUUAACACCUUCAGUUGUCUUUCCUGUUUUCUUUUAUCUGCUGUCCUAACCAUUUUAUGAAUAACUGGAAUUAGUUUGCUGAAUAAGUAUGUGUAAUUCUUCUAUAGUUCAAGAAGUAAAUUUUACACACCAGACUUUGAUGUAGUUUGGCUGAUGCAUGUAACUCAGUUUUGCAUGAUUUUUCUGCACGAUGGAAUAUGCUGGUAACUUUUGACUUGGCUUUUUUAUUUCCAGAGUUAUGCAUGCUGUAUUGAUAAAGACUCUGGUGCACGUGAGAGCCAAAUGUCAGAAUAAUUUUCCACCCUUCAUCGUCCCCAUUGCAGAUGUCUUAUGAAUGUAAAUCUACGAUGUUAAUUUUAAAAUGACUGUAAGAAUCAGAAAUGUAUAGAUAUAUUUACACUAUAAUAUUGUAAAAAAAAUUUAAUAAAUAUGUUUUAUUGUUUGAA